Messenger RNA from Striga hermonthica, 1497 nucleotides. Lineage: Eukaryota; Viridiplantae; Streptophyta; Magnoliopsida; Lamiales; Orobanchaceae. The record is from the annotation of a GenBank genome assembly.
AUGGCGGAAAUCGAAACCCUGGGUAUCCUCGACGAGGUUCAGUCCAUCGUCUCCGAUAAACUUCAAGUGGUUUCCUACAAGUGGCUUAGUCGGAACUUUUUGGUUUCUUCCAAUACUGCAAAGGAGCUGCUGCAGGCGUUUGUGGACAAGUAUGGAAAUGGAUUGGAAGUGAUUUACUCUUUGGCUGGUUGGUUGAAAAACAAUCCUUCGGCUUACCAUAUAAGGCUCGUGUCGAAGGAUAAACUUUCAGAUGCAAAGCAAGAAUUUGAAGGAAGUUGCUCCAUUCAGGUUUAUAGUGUACAAGCGUGCCUCCCUAAGGAUCCAGCAACCCUUUGGAAUCACGAAUUUGUCCAAGCCGAAGAUCUCUUUAAGCAACCACUUGCAGUUGAUAAUUGCUUGCGCGAUAACAGGUUCUGUGGAGUUUCAAAUUCAUUUGUUAAGCGAGCCGUGGGAGGAGCAAAUUCGGGCACGGAGACCCUGCAGGUGAAACCCUCCAAAGGCUCUGUUGGGUCCAGAAGCUCCGGAAACCCGUUGCAGCCUCCUGAGAGUGCAAAAACUGUUAAAAACGAGAGUCUCGUGAAGCUAGAUAGAGAACAGGGGGCCCAGCUUCGCGCAGAUAAAGAAAAAAUCCCCCAGGUGCCUCGUAACAACAAGAAGGGUCAAACUGAUAAAAACCCUUCAGGAAUUGGAGGGGCAUUGGCUGGCAUGUGGGGCCGUGCGUCUGCUAAGCCUAAACCUGAGGCUGCUUUGCUGCAGGCUAACAACUCCAAACAUAACUCUGCUGGAACAGCCAGUGCAGAAGCUCAAAUUUGUGCUCGCGAAUCAGUAGAAGACGCAAGCAGUGAUGAAGAUGGCCACGAUUUCAACAUGAAGAGAACGUCUAAUGGUGAAAGCAGUAGAAAGAGGAGAGUCGUGUUCGACUACUCAGACGAGGAAGAUGAAUACCAAGAGGUAGUGAAUCUAGCGUCACCAGAUCCUCCAAAAAAGUCCUCCCCAUGUUUAAAAGACGGGUUGAAUGCUUUUGGCCUGGAAUGCAAAUUAAGUUUCAAUGACAAGGAACAUAAGCCAUCGAUUAAAGAGGCGAAAGCAGAUGCCGAGAAAACUAAUCAACAUUCAAAAGAAAAGAAGAUUGAGGCUCCCACUUCAGAUAAGAACCUUAGCAAUGUUCAUAAAGCAGAAUCUUGCGUGAAAGAUACAGUCGCUAAUGUUGCGCCUAAGAGGAAAAAAGUGUUGAAGACACGUAUCGAUGAUCGCGGAAGAGAAGUUACUGAGGUUGUCUGGGAAGGUGAGGAGCCAGAUAGAAAAUCUGAUUAUAAUUCGGCUAAAGUUGCUGAGACGAACACGACAAACAAUGCUACUAACAGGCCGCCGGUGGUGAAAAAAUCGCCUGCAGUAACCAACACAGCAUCAAAUCAAACAGGGAAAGCUGGAAACAAGAAGGGUGCAAAAAAAGAUCCCAAGCAGGGGAAUAUCAUGUCAUUCUUCAAGAAAGCGUGA